Messenger RNA from Triticum aestivum (bread wheat), 3702 nucleotides. RefSeq lists its product as uncharacterized. The transcript is spliced from 3 exons. Gene Ontology annotation, molecular function: zinc ion binding; nucleic acid binding. Lineage: Eukaryota; Viridiplantae; Streptophyta; Magnoliopsida; Poales; Poaceae. The coding region runs from base 1 to 2211 and encodes 736 amino acids. The record is from RefSeq and is a predicted model, not a curated record.
AUGGAAGAGGGUGAGAGGGAGAUCAUGGUCAGGAGGGAUCGAACUGCUCUUUCACCGAAGGUUCCAAUGAUGAAGAGGAAAGCAGAUGAGAGUGCUGCAACUACUGUCCCAAACAAAGUACAGAAACAAGCCGAGGACUGGAGCUGUGCACUAUGCCAGGUUAGUGCACCAUCUGAAGCUGGUCUAAAUGAGCAUCUUGGAGGAAGAAAACAUAAGGCGAAGUUGGCACAAUGUGGCGUCAGCAAGGCGAUCAAAGAUGACAAAAACUGCUUGCAGACGACCACUGGGAAUGAGAACAACACAGAUCCUUGUGAUGCACCUAAGAAAAUAUGCAUGCUAGUAGACAGUGCAACAUGUGAAGCUGGUGUAAAUGAGGAUCUUGGAGGAAGAAAACAUAAGGCGAAGUUGGCACAAUGUGGCGUCAGCAAGGCGAUCAAAGAUGACAAAAACUGCUUGCAGACGACCACUGGGAAUGAGAGCAACACAGAUCCUUGUGAUGCACCUAAGAAAAUAUGCAUGCUAGUAGAUGGUGAAAUGCAUGAAGUUGUUCGGAAGAACGACAAUCUGUGGUGUGAUCGCUGCAGAGUCAGGUGUCAUAGUAAAGUCAUCAUGGCUGGCCAUCUGCGGAGCAAGAAGCACAGUAAGUUAAACAAGGUUUGGACAUCGAUAAAGGCUGUGAGGACAAAUACCAAUACUAAGGAAGGUUUGCCUUCUUGUGGAAGUAAGGUAAAUACAAACAGCCCUACUGAAAUUCCAGUGGUAAUUGAAGGCGACCUAAAUAUGACCACCGGAGUAGAUGAAAGCGGCCCUGUAGAAAAUCCAGUCCAGAAAGAAAUCCAUCCGCGGAGCAAGAAGCACAGUAAAUUAAACGAUGGUUGGACAUCAAUAAAGGCUGUGAGGGCAAAUACCGAUACUAAGAAACAAAUCCAUCCGACGAGCAAGAAGCAAGGUAAAUUAAACAAUGUUUGGACAUCGAUAAAGGCUGAGAGGACAAAUACCGAUACUAAGGAAGGUUUGCCUUCUUCUGGAAGUCAGGCUCUUUCAUCAAAUCCAAAGGUUCCAACAGUGAAGAGGAAAGCAGAUGCAAAUGCUGCAACUACUGUGCCAAAGAAAGUACAGAAAUUAACCAAGGACUGGAGCUGUGCACUAUGCCAGGUUAGUGCACCAUGUGAAGCUGCUCUAAAUGAGCAUCUUGGAGGAAGAAAGCAUAAGGCAAAGUUGGCACAGCGUGGCGUCAGCAAGACGAUCAAAGAUGGCAAAAACUGCUCGCAGACGACCACUGGGAAUGAGAACAGCACAGAUCCUUGUGAUGCACCUAAGAAAAUAUGCAUGCUUGGAGGAACAAAGCAUAAGGCAAAGUUGGCACAGUGUGGCGUCAGCAAAACAAUCAAAGAUGGCAAAAACUGCUUGCAGACGACCACUGGGAAUGAGAACAACACAGAUCCUUGUGAUGCACCUAAGAAAAUGAAAAUAUGCAUGCCAGUAGACGGUGCAAUGCAUGAAGUUGUUCGGAAGGACAAAUACCUGUGGUGUGAUCACUGCAGAGUCAGUUGUGAUAACUAUGCCACCAUGGCUUGCCAUCUGCGGUGCAAGAAGCAGAGUAAAUUAACCAAGGUUUGUUCAUCGAUAAAGGCUGUGAGGACAAAUACCAAUACUACGGAAGGUUUGCCUUCUUGUGGAAGUCAGGUAAAUACAAAUGGCUCUACUGAAAUUCCAGCGGUAAUUGAAGGCGGCAUAAAUAUGACCACCACGGUAGAUGAAAGCGGCCCUGUAGAAAAUCCAGUCCGGAAAGAAAUGACAAAAAUGGCCACCAUAAAGGCUGUGAGGACAAAUACUGAUACUAAGGAAAGUUUGCCUUCUUGUGGAAGUCGGGUAAAUACAAACGGCUCUAUUGAAAUUCCAGUGGUAAUUGAAGGCGACAUAAAUAUGACCACCGCAGUACAUGAAAGCGGCCCUGUAGAAAAUCCAGUCCGGAAAGAAAUCACAAGAAUGGCCACCAUAAAGGCUGUGAGGACAAAUACUGGUACUAAGGCAAAUUUGCCUUCUUCUUGUGGAAAUCAGGUAAAUACAAACGGCUCUACUGAAAUUCCAGCGGCAAUUGAAGGCGACAUAAAUAUGACCACCGCAGUAGAUGAAAGUGGGCCUGUAGAAAAUCCAGUCCAGAAAGAAAUACAAAGAAUGGCCACCAUAUGGGCAAUGUUUUCUUGCUAAGUUUCUACUGGUAAUCAAGGUAGGAAUCUUGCAAUCCUACGAAUCCAGUUGAACAGAUAGCUUAUAAGGUAUAUAACUUGAUUGCUAAUGUCUAAGCAACUUUGCAAGAGAAACAUUGCUCCCUAGAAGUAUGUGUUUUGUUACUCCCUGGACAUUUCUUUCACAUGGAGAUGACUUGUAUAUGUAGAAUGCCCAGUUUGAACUUUGCCUAAGCUGCUUCUGUGGUACUUCUAGCCAGUUUUGAUUGUCGCCCUCUGUUUAUGUUAAAGUGAGUAGGUGGGAUGGGUUGAGCUGGUGAUGAGUAGGGUUUCCCUGAGUGCUAACCUGACUCGUUUGUAAUUUAUUUAGGUCUUUUAGGUGUGGCUCAGGUUUGCUUUUGCAUAUGUUGUGUGUAAAGUUGUUCGUUGAUUAGUUGCAGCACAUCCUCAUCAAUAGCUGUUUCAGAAAGACUGGUCAGCAUUAAUAUAUAGUUGUAAGAUGCAUAUAUAUUAUCCAAGCAUCCUGAUGAAGACAGAAACCGGCAUAUAUGAAAUAUCAGGCAAAAAUGCUUCUAAAGCUGCAAAUUCCAUGAUAAUGAGGUGUAGGUUCCGACGAUUCUUGACUGAUUUAUAGUGCUUGGGAAGGUUGUGAUAUGUAUGCAUGCCAAAUUUCAACGUCAAAUUUUGGUACUGAAAUUUUGAAUUAAUGUUUGGUACUGAAAUUUGGCAUUAAUGUAGAAUAUGGCCUUCCUUGGUAUUUUAAAUUAUUUUAGAGAUGAUCUUUGAAACUUCUGCCCCGAGUAUUCAUGGAAUUUGUGAGUUUAGACAGUUUUUUGCUGGAUAUAUAUACCCUUGAAAGUUUCGUCCACAGCAGCUUAUCUCAGGUGUUGCUGGGAGAAACCCAACAAAUCAUGGGAUAUCAGAAAACUCAGUGAACAUCAUGGCAAGCUUGCAGCCAAGAAGCAAUCCAUGUCCUGUGGUCCUGCUGUUUAUUUCUGUUAGGCCAGAGUUCCAAUGUCUCUCGCAUUGCUCAGCUGUUGUACCUUCUCGAGUUUGAAUUCUGGAUUGUUAUAAUUUGUAUCUCAUAUAGAUCUGGUGUUAUAUCUUCUGAAAUAAUCUAUACUGAUGUCUGCCCUACUAGCUUGUGUUUACUAAGAACAUACCUAGCUAGACAGAUAGUAAGUAAGUACUCCCUCCGUCCGGAAUUACUUGUCGUAGAAAUGGAUGGAAAUGAAUGUAUCUAGAACUAAAAUACGUCUAGAUACAUCCAUUUCUCCGACAAGUAUUUCCGGACGGACUCCAUUUCUUCGACAAGUAUUUCCGGACGGACUCCAUUUCUCCGACAAGUAUUUCCGGACAGAGGGAGUAGCUCGUUACACCUCUUGUCUGUGCAUUACAUGUGACAUGAACACCGACCACAUUGUGACCUUUUAAUGUUACACAAAAUAGGUGAUAAACUGACUCAAGUUUGGAAUUUAUUUACUUGUUUUAGGUGUCAGUGCUAAAGUUUGCU